CAGGAAUUGCGGUCAAAGCUAACGAUCAUACCUCAAGACCCGGUGCUCUUCGCGGGAACCAUUCGAUCGAAUUUGGAUCCGUUUGACAAGUAUUCAGACGACAGGGUGUGGAAAGCCAUACAACAGUCACAUCUCUACGACUUUGUCAACAGUACUGAUGCAGGCAUUCAUUAUAAGGUCUCUGAGGGCGGAGAGAAUCUCAGUGUGGGUCAGAGACAGUUGAUGUGUUUGGCGAGAGCUCUGCUCCGCAACACAAAUAUCCUGAUCUUAGACGAGGCGACGGCUGCGGUGGACGUCGAGACCGAUGCUCUCAUUCAGACGACCAUCAGAUCGGAGUUCACUCGAUGUACGAUACUUACGAUCGCUCACAGACUCAACACUAUUAUGGACUCCGACAGAGUACUAGUGCUCGACUACGGACGGGUAGCCGAGUUUGACUCACCCCAGGCUCUCCUCCAAAAUGAGAGGUCUAUCUUCCACUCACUCGCAAAAGACGCCGGACUCGCGUAACACCUGAACAUACAUCACAUGUCAUUCAUAUACAUUAUACCUCCCUUUCCCCAAUCACCACAUUACAUAUCCCAUUUCAUGC
Oppiella nova is the source of this 592-nucleotide messenger RNA. Lineage: Eukaryota; Metazoa; Arthropoda; Arachnida; Sarcoptiformes; Oppiidae. The record is from the annotation of a GenBank genome assembly.